Molecule: messenger RNA, 279 nt
Organism: Pestalotiopsis fici W106-1
Lineage: Eukaryota; Fungi; Ascomycota; Sordariomycetes; Amphisphaeriales; Sporocadaceae
Exons: 1
Coding region: 1-279 (92 amino acids)
Source: RefSeq, a predicted model, not a curated record
AUGUCCAACCACGAAGGCUCUAGCCAGAGCGAUGGCUGCGACAGCCAUCACGGGGACUGUACGGAAGUAGAAUUUGACGGAGAGUAUUUCAACAGCUCCCGGUACAGCUGGGAGCACCGAGGGGACAACAUUCCGUGGUGUCCGCGCGACGUCAUUGAGCAUCCGGGCGGGACACCCACCACGUCCUCCAAAGGCAAGGCGGAUACCGAGCACAAGAAGGAUGUGGCAAAGGGAAGCAGGAGCCGACAAGGAAGGAAGGACACGGCUUCAAAGUCAUGA